AUGAAGCUCAUCAUGUCACGGAAGAUGAAUAAUCUUCGCCUUCCUAUUCUGUUCUCCUCGAUCUUUGUCCUUGUCUUUAUUUCGUCGUCUUUCUUGUUUGCUACGCCUAGUUUUGCUACUAGAGUUGGUCACUCUCUGGAGCAAGAAGAGGUCCUAAAGAUUCCACAAUAUAAACUGCUUGAAGAACCGGAGAUUCCAGAAGAGCCAGAGUUGCCGGAGCCGGAGGAGCCUGAGAUUCCAGAAGAGCCUGAGGUUCCUGAGGAGCCGGAAGAGCCUGAGGUUCCCGAAGAGCCUGAGGAACCAGAGGAGCCACCAGAGGAGCCAGAAGAGCCAAAAUUUGGAUUUCCGUCCUGGAUUCCGAGCUUUCCUUUUCCCGGUGGUAACGGCGGUUCCCUAAAUACUGAGAAGACAAAACCUACGGAAACGGUUGAAAAGGUUCCUGCCAAAAGCAUUUCUGAGGAAACUUCGAGUGGUUCGAACAAGAAGCCAUAG
Molecule: messenger RNA, 492 nt
Organism: Microthlaspi erraticum
Lineage: Eukaryota; Viridiplantae; Streptophyta; Magnoliopsida; Brassicales; Brassicaceae
Source: the annotation of a GenBank genome assembly